Messenger RNA from Erigeron canadensis, 1299 nucleotides. RefSeq names its product receptor-like protein kinase HERK 1. The transcript is spliced from 3 exons. The record is from RefSeq and is a predicted model, not a curated record. Gene Ontology annotation, molecular function: ATP binding; transmembrane receptor protein tyrosine kinase activity. Bases 1 to 1299 code for a protein of 432 amino acids. Gene Ontology annotation, cellular component: plasmodesma; plasma membrane. Lineage: Eukaryota; Viridiplantae; Streptophyta; Magnoliopsida; Asterales; Asteraceae. Gene Ontology annotation, biological process: protein autophosphorylation.
AUGUCAAGCAUAAAAGAGUUUCAACAUCUCAAAAUUCCACUCCAGGACUUAAUAGCGGCCACCAAUAACUUUGGAGACACCAACUUUAUCGCUCGAGGAGGGUUUGGGAAAGUUUAUAGAGGAGAACUUGUCCGGUCCGACGGGCUCACCAUGGUCGCUGUAAAACGCUUAGAUAGUGCAUUGGGGCAAGGAGCCCCAGAAUUUUGGAAAGAAGUCAUGUUACUCAGUCGGUACAAACAUGAAAAUCUUGUUUCACUUCUAGGCUUUUGUGACGAGGGUGGUGAAAAUAUCCUUGUGUACGAGUAUUUAGCUAACAAAAGUCUCGACUUGUACUUGAGUGGCCAUGAUCUCUCUUGGAUUCAACGUCUUCGUAUCUGCAUCGGGGCUGCACAUGGACUACAAUUCCUUCAUCAUCCUGCAGAGGGGAGUCAAGAAAGAGUUCUACACUGCGAUAUCAAAAGUGCAAAUAUUCUACUAGACCAAAACUGGAAACCAAAGAUUUCAGAUUUUGGUCUUUCCAAAUUUGGACCUGCUAACCAACAAUAUAGUUAUCUUUUCUCGAACGCUGUAGGAACAAUGGGGUAUUGUGAUCCAUUGUAUAUUGAGACUGGCUUCUUGACUAAAGAAUCUGACAUAUAUUCGUUUGGUGUGGUUUUGUUCGAGGUUCUUUGUGGAAGACAUUGUGUGCAAAAUUAUGAGGAUAUUCGUAGAUUUUUGGCUAGAUUUGCACGAAAGUGCUAUGAAGAAAAGAAACUAGACGCUAUCAUUCAUACUAGUCUAAUAGAAGAAAUUUCACCACAUUGUUUGGAAAGGUUUUCAACAAUUGCGUAUCAAUGUUUGCAGACAGAUCGCAGUGAACGCCCUUCCAUUGCAACAAUAGUGAAAGAACUGGAAAUUGCAUUGCAAUAUCAAGUGGAAUAUGAUUUUGAGAAGGAAAAGAAGUUGAAGCAACAUGUAGUGAUAGACUUUGACUCUGACAAAUAUUGGGAGACAAAGCUUCCAAGAGACUUAGAGGUAAUAGUCAAGAUGUUCAAGAUUCCACAUGCCAUCUAUGCUGUAAAGAAGGAAUUGUUUGCAUAUCUUCAAAAGGGACUUCUUUAUGAUGAAGGCAACAAGUUCUUUUGGAUAAACGAUUAUGGGAAGAAAUGUGUAUUGCUAUCAGCAAGAAUUUUUCUGAAUUGCGAUUUGACAACAUGGAUAUUCCAACGUGAUUUGAGGUAUAUUUUGUAUGUGAUUGUAUGUUCUUUUCCUCCGAGACGAGCACUCUCCUCUCAAGAAAAAAGGAUGUUUAUAUACUGA